Molecule: messenger RNA, 2314 nt
Organism: Juglans microcarpa x Juglans regia
Lineage: Eukaryota; Viridiplantae; Streptophyta; Magnoliopsida; Fagales; Juglandaceae
Product: E3 ubiquitin-protein ligase KEG-like
Exons: 5
Coding region: 205-2094 (629 amino acids)
Biological process (GO): protein phosphorylation
Molecular function (GO): protein kinase activity; ATP binding
Source: RefSeq, a predicted model, not a curated record
CAGUUGGAGUGGAUGUACGUGCAUCCCCCUCUCUGCGUUUUCCUUCACCAAACUUUCUAAAUAUCUCUCCCAUACCUUCUCCACUUCCUCUUUCGGAUUUCAACCCUCGAAUUGAAAGUAUUUCUGCCUUCUGCAACUCUCCUCUCUAUCUCUCCCUGUUUAUUUUAUUUCUAAUUCGUCGACACUUCGCCUUCUAUUAAGGAAAUGGCUAAACAAAUUGUUCCCACACAACCGGACGCUUCUUUUGACUUCGAGCUUCUUGAAGAUGAUCCCGACCACCCUAGAACAACCGUGGUGACCUCAUCAAGCCGGAAAAGCUCAUGGAUUGAACCUGCGAAAUUGAAACUUCGACACAGAAUAGGGAGGGGCCCUUUCGGGGAUGUUUGGUUAGCAACUCAUCAUCAGUCAACCGAAGACUAUGACGAGUUUCAUGAAGUGGCUGUCAAAGUUUUACAUUCAAUCAAAGAGGAUCACACAAGGGCUGUGCUGGAUAAGUUAGAGGAUUUGCUUUUCAAAUGUCAAGGGAUAGGAGGUGUUUGUUGGCUACAUGGGGUUUCAGUUAUGAGUGGAAAGAUAUGCAUCGUUAUGAAGUUCUAUGAGGGAUCAGUUGGUGACAAAAUGGCUCGCCUUCAAGGGGAGAAGCUUUCAUUGCCUGAUGUUUUAAGGUACGGUAUUGAUUUGGCUGAGGGAAUUCUGGAACUGCACUCAAAAGAGAUCUUGGUGCUUAACCUUAAACCUUCUAAUGUGCUCCUUAAUGAAAAUAACCAAGCUUUCCUAGGAGAUGUUGGUAUUCCGUAUCUACUGCUUGGUAUUCCAUUGCCAAGCUCAGGUAUGGCUCGCAGGCUUGGAUCACCGAACUAUAUGGCUCCAGAACAAUGGCAACCAGAAGUAAGAGGUCCAAUAUCCUUGGAGACUGAUUCAUGGGGAUUUGGUUGUUGCAUUGUUGAGAUGAUUACUGGUGUUCGGCCUUGGCGUGAGAGAUCGGUGGAUGAAAUUUAUCAUUCAGUUGUCAGAAAGCAAGAAACACCAUAUAUUCCUGGUGGCCUUCCUCCUCUACUGGACAAUGUUCUUAUCGGUUGCUUUGAGUAUGACUUGAGGAAUCGACCCUUGAUGACCCACAUACUGCAUGUGUUUAGAAGCUUGAAGAAUGCCAUCGACAAUGAUGGAGGCUGGAUGGGUCUUGGGAGCAUGCCAAUCAAGAAAAAACCAAGUAAUACCGGUUACACAGAGUGGUUCCUUGCCAAGGAUCAUCUGCAAGUGGGCGACAUGGUGCGUUCCAGAAAUGCACCAAACUCACGUAAACCAGAAAACAUGGAUGUCCUAGAAGGGACGGUAUUGGGUUUGGAACGUGACACAGAUAGAGAUGGUUUUGUUUUGGUGAGGGUCCACGGCGUCCAUGACCCAUUAAGAGUUCCCAUAACAACACUGGAGAGGGUAACAUUUGGCUUGGCAGCUGGUGAUUGGGUAUGCUUGAAGGAAGAAGACAAGAAGCACUCACCAGUAGGUAUCAUUCAUUCUAUAAAUCGCGAUGGUAGUGUGGCUGUUGGAUUUAUAGGGAUGGAAACUCUUUGGAAGGGAAGCCCUUCCGAAUUCCAGAUGGCAGAAUCCUACCAUGUGGGCCAGUUUGUUAGACUGAAAACCAAUAUUCUGAGCCCUCGAUUUGAAUGGCCUCGUAAAAGGAGUGGGACUUGGGCAACGGGAAGGAUUUGGCGGAUCCUAGCAAACGGGUGUCUCAUAGUUAAGUUUCCAGGGAUUUUGACUUUUGGAGAUGAAUGGACCACCUUCUUGGCUGAUCCAGCUGAAGUAGAAAUGGUUACAUUUAAAAAGUGUCCAGGGAUGGUGAGGAAGUAUCAACACCUGGAGGAUUUUCACUGGGCAGUGAGACCACUUCUGAUUACAUUAGGCUUAUUUACAGCCAUGAAGCUAGGAAUCUUUGUUGGAAAGAAAAUGGGGAGAUCAAAAGUGAAGAAGCACGAGGCCGGUUCAAUACAAACCGACAGUCAAUACAUGGAUGGCCAAAAUGCUAGCAAUUCUUUGUGGAUCCCUCCAAAAGUGGCAAAUAUGCUUUUCAGAGAAGGUGUUAGCCCUGCUUAGCUUAUAUGCCCAGAGUUAAAGUUGGCUAAAGUUCAUGCAGGUUAGCAUCGCUAGUCUGUUAGCCAGUCAGGGUAUUUGACUGAUUUCCAGCUACGGUACAAUAGGAACUAAUGUUUCUGCCAAAUGUUUAUUAUGUAUAGCUUCAGCACAGACAUGUCUGGCUGUCCAUAAUUUGUAAAGAUCCACUUAUGCUAGUCAACUAAUUUGCUGUGAUUAUUAG